This is a messenger RNA of Corythoichthys intestinalis (scribbled pipefish), 4409 nucleotides long. RefSeq names its product WD repeat domain 46 (gene wdr46). Gene Ontology annotation, cellular component: nucleolus; small-subunit processome; 90S preribosome. Lineage: Eukaryota; Metazoa; Chordata; Actinopteri; Syngnathiformes; Syngnathidae. The record is from RefSeq and is a predicted model, not a curated record. Gene Ontology annotation, molecular function: protein binding. Gene Ontology annotation, biological process: maturation of SSU-rRNA from tricistronic rRNA transcript (SSU-rRNA, 5.8S rRNA, LSU-rRNA). Bases 81 to 1859 code for a protein of 592 amino acids. The transcript has 14 exons.
GGUAGGAGUUCUCGCGAGACGGACAUUGUUUUCACCGGAAGUGAUGUCACUUAAAGGAAGUUAACUAGUACACAACAAAGAUGGCGGUCGACGGAGAAGAUGUGGCGAAAGAUUCGCACGUGGGAAAAAAGAAAAAGCCUCCAGCACGUUACUGGCGCGAGAAUAAAGACGAAAUUGAAGAUGGGAAACAAGCAGUUGAUGCUGGAAAAAAGCCACAGAAACCUGAAAGAACAUCACAAAUAAAGAGGAAGAUAUCAAGCAACAAUAGGCCAGACAAAGAAUUUAUAUCUGGGAGACAGGAUGCUUUUCCAGGACCUGCUUAUAUUCCAGCUGCUAAGUUGCAGAAGUUCACCAGGAAAGGCAAACCGAAUGAGAAGAUCGGCAAACAUCACAAAAAGCUGAAAGCAGCCAUUUCUCGUUCAGAUGAAGCCUCAGAAAUGGCCCAGAAAGAAGCUGCCCGGUUUGACCUUCUUCUCCCAGAGGAAGCAGGGUUUCUAGAAGGAGACGAAGAUGAGGACACAUGUACAAUCUCACAGCAGGAUAUCGUCGAUGCCGUAGAUAUAUCGUCUGCGACCAAGUAUUUUGACUUGAAUCUUUCUCAAUUUGGACCAUACCGACUGGAUUAUAACAAGACUGGACGUCACUUGCUGCUCGGUGGGAAGAGAGGCCACUUGGCUUGUAUCGACUGGCAGACUAAACAGAUGAUGUGUGAGAUAAACGUGAUGGAGAUGAUCAACGAUGUACGAUGGCUUCACACCGAGACCAUGUUUGCAGUAGCUCAGAAAAAGUGGCUGUAUAUUUACGACUCUAACGGGAUAGAGCUUCACUGCAUUCGCAAGUUCAAUGACGUCCUUCGCAUGCAGUUUCUGCCCUACCACUUCCUGCUCGCCACCGCUAGCGCAACAAGUUUCCUGCAAUAUCUUGACGUAUCCGUGGGAAAAGAAGUCUCUGCCAUCUGUACCAAGACAGGCCGUCUCGAUGUGAUGUGUCAGAACCCUAAUAAUGCCAUCAUCCAUCUUGGCCAUCCCAACGGCACUGUCACCCUUUGGUCGCCCAGUCAAAAAGAAGCCCUCGUGAAAAUGCUGUGUCACCAUGGAGGAUUGCGCUCUGUUGCUGUGGACAAAACAGGAACCUAUAUGGUGACAUCAGGCAUGGACAAAAAGCUGAAGGUUUUUGACGUCAGAACUUUCCAGGCUAUCAAUUCUUACUUCCUCCCUGCUGGAGCUUCCUGUUUGUCGCUAAGCCAGCGGGGACUGCUGUCCGCAGCCACAGGGGAUGUUGUCCAGGUGUACAAGGAUGUGUGGAGCUCUCAGGUGGCUAAACCUUACUUGGCCCACAGAGUACAGGCUGCUGCGUGGGGGCUACAAUUUUGCCCUUUUGAGGAUGUGCUCGGAGUCGGCCACGGGAAAGGCUUCACUAGCAUGCUCGUACCAGGAGCCGGCGAGCCAAACUUUGACGGCUUGGAUUCGAAUCCCUACCGCAGUGCCAAACAGAGGCAGGAAUGGGAAGUUAAGGCUCUGCUUGAAAAGAUCCAGCCGGAGCUUAUCAGCCUGGAUCCCACUCAACUAGGGAAGGUUGAUCUUGGCACCUUCCAGCAGAGGCACCAAGACAGAGUGCAAGCGCUGGGUUUUGAUCCUCUUGCCAAAGAAAGAUUUGUCCCAAGGCAUAAGAAAAAGGGUCGCAGCUCAGCAGGCAAUUUGGAAAGGAGAAAGAAGAAAGUGGCUGACAUUGACAAGAGGGACCUAAUAGUGCAAAGUAUGGAGGAUAAAAAGAAGAUAGCAGAGGAAAGAAAAGCUAAGGAAAAGAAGAUGGCAUCGUUUUCGAGCCAAAAAUCUGCUCUGGACAGAUUCCAAAAGUAAUGGAGGAACGAUUGCGCAAUAAAAUCACUUGCAACGUCCUCAUCUAGAGUGAAGCACCAACUGUGUGUGGGCAAAACAAGUCAUGCCACAAACUGAAGGAGGAAAUUGCUUUUGAUGAUUGGCAGGUCAUUUGUAGUCAGCUUUUUAAGGCCUAAAGCACUUCCUGUCUUAUCUGCCUAGACAUGCGCCUGACCUUGUGCAUUUAGAGCUGAAUUGACUGUUCGGAUGAUCAAAUGGAACUCGCACAAAGGGCGUGUUGGUGUGGUUUACGACUGAUAACUGAAAACAGCCUCCACCAUGACAGCGUAUCAUUACUAAUGGCUUGAUCGAUCAGCUGUCCUUAGGUCUUUAUAUUUUGUAAUUGUCAAAAAAUGUCUAACCCCAUCUGAUGUACAAUAUUUCUUCACUGUUCAAUUGGUGGUUAAAAUGUUUGUGGACAUAAAUUGUAUGCGGCAUAUGUUAUGCAGUUUUAGCAUAAGCACACAAUAAACAAACUACAGAAAUAGUCAAGUAUUCACUAUAAGAUGUUUUACUGAAACGAAUGUCUGGCAAUGACACAAAGGAAGUCUUAAAAACAGCCCCAACUUGACCGCCUUAGUAAGCCUUCUGAAAUUUACUUCCUGUUAUGUAGGUUAAAAAUUACACACACUGUUGCUGGAAGCAUUGUACUUUGACUUAUUUGAAAUGGCUCCAAAACACGGUAUGUUGAAACAAAGUUGGGAUCCACUGAAAGAUUUUGAAUUGUUUAAUGAAGAACCACACCGUUUUCAUAAUCCAUAUCUACAUACAUUCUCUUUGUUAGGAACUCAUUGGAUUGCAUAGUGCAGAAGGACAAACAAGUAACUGUAGAUGUUAACGCCACCUUAUUGACACAAGCCUGAAUCAAUGUUUAGUCUUGCUACAAAACAUAAAUACUGCUCAGUAUUAGCGGUGCAACGGUUUGCGGUUCAAAGCCAAACCAUUCGGUUCGCCCUCCACGGUUCAAUACGCCUUUAUGAACCGCACCUUUUCGGUUUUGCAAAUAAUGUAUUCCGAACGCUUAUGGAAUGAAUUGAUCGAGCUCUGUGUGCCUGUGUGUGACGUGAAGCACCGCGGUGGAGAAAUUCCCGCCCCGCAAGUAAAUGUCGGAUCGCUGUCAAGCACCUGUGUAAUAGAAGCCGAGUAACGCCCUCUCUCGCUUACAAGCGAAGUGAAACAAGAAAGAAAACUUUCUAUGGCGAGUGGAGAGACCGAAUUUUGAGGAAGCACCGGGUUCUUUCAAAUCUGCGGUGUGGCAACAUUUUGGUUUCACCGUGGAUUACAAUGCGGAGGGAGAGAAAAUAUUGAAAAAAAAAAUUGCAAGCAUUGCUCAGCGCUUGUUCCCCAUGCUAAUGGCAACACUUUUAUAACAUGACUCCGGCACCUCAGCCAGCAUCACCCACAGAUAUCACUUUCUCAGGGUAGGACAACCCCGAAGAUGACACCAGUGAAAACACACGGCGGGCUUCGUUAAUUUAUUUGCAACGCUUGACCCGCGUUACAUUGUUCCCUCGCGUACAUAUUUCUCCAACAACGUAAUCCCCGACAUUUAUGAAAUGGCACGCAAAGCCAUCGAAGAUGAUUUCGCUAAAGCACAUAGUUUCGCCCUGACCACUGAUAGUUGGAAGUUGGACGUCCCGUGCUACAGAGUGCUACUACCUAACUGUGACGGUCCACUAUAAUUCAUACCUGUCAAAUUGUACGGUUUCGUUGUAAUUUGUACAAGUGAGCACUCAUUUUUGAAUGUGUACGCCAUACAUUACGUCCAAAAUCUGCACGUUUUUCGUGCAUUACGUUUUUUUUUUUUUUAUCCGUUCGGAUUUGGUCACCGUUUCUGCAACGAGACAAUGCGUUGCUUGAAUGACGCGAGAAAAGUCAGAGACUCUGAGAGGGAAGAGUGUUUGUUGAGACGCUGUAGCAAACGCGAUGCUAGCUAGGCUAGGUGGCUCCAAUAUUACCUGACUUAGCCGACAACAUACAAUCUACGCCUGGAUGUCUCUUGUAUAUAGAACUACAUGCGAAAUGACAGACUCGGUAGCGUUAGUAAACAGCCGCCAUUUUAGAGCAGUAAACUUGUCAGAAAGGCUCUGUUGUAGUAAACCUUACGAGCGAACCUAAGCAACUUUUUAUCUAAAAUACUCCUAAAUCGGCAAAAUCUUGACUUGAGUCUAUCUUUAACUGAUGAAACAGUUUUCAAAUUUUCACAUGUCGAAAGUAGACAGAAGGGAACUGAUGCAAAAACGGGAGCAAUUUUAUCAACUUUAACGGUUGAUUCACAACAUUAAAUGACCUCCAAACAUAGCAAAGGUUACUAUGUUUUUGGGGGGUUUUUUUGUGUUUUUUUUUUUUAUGGAAAAACAAAACAUUAAAGGUAUCACCAGUUACUUUGCCAAGUAGCUUGUUUACUACUGUGUGUGUAUUUCAGUAGUCAGUCACUACUAGCCAAAGAGCUAAGAGGCAUUUUAACAGUCGAAAAUGUUUACAUUUUAAGUGUUUAUUUCAUUUUUUAAAAGCAAAAUAAGGGCAGUUUAA